AUGUUUACAGCUAAUUUUGAAGUAUGUAUGUCUUUGCAGCCUUUAAAAAUGCACUGCAAGAGUUGUGCGUUGGUAACCAGCUCUGGACACCUUCUGGGAAGUAAACAAGGUGACAGAAUCGACGAGACAGAAUGCGUAAUACGAAUGAAUGAUGCACCUACUCGAGGUUAUGGAAAAGAUGUUGGAAACAAAACGAGCGUUCGAGUCAUUGCACACUCCAGUAUUCAGAGGAUUUUGCGAAAUCGCAAUGAACUCUUAAAUAUGAGCCAUGGUGCUGUGUUUAUCUUCUGGGGUCCUAGCAGCUACAUGAGGAGAGAUGGUAAAGGCUUGGUGUAUAAUAACCUGCAGCUGAUGAAUCAGAUACUGCCUCAAUUAAAAGCAUAUAUGAUUUCUCGCCACAAGAUGCUUCAAUUUGAUGACCUUUUUAAACGGGAAACUGGGAAAGACAGGAAGAUAUCCAACACUUGGCUUAGCACGGGCUGGUUCACAAUGACUAUCGCGUUAGAGCUCUGUGACAGGAUAAAUGUUUAUGGCAUGGUGCCACCGGAUUUCUGCAGGGAUCCUAAUCAUCUUUCCGUACCUUAUCAUUAUUACGAACCUUUGGGACCUGAUGAAUGCACAAUGUACAUUUCACACGAGCGGGGACGAAAGGGCAGUCAUCAUCGUUUCAUCACAGAGAAACGCGUGUUUGAGAACUGGGCACGGACAUUCAAUAUUCACUUUUUCCAACCAGACUGGAAACCAGAACCACUCACUGUAAAUCACCCUGAGAUUAAACCGGUGGUCUGAGGGAUGAAUGCACAAGACCGCAAUCACAGUCACCCACUGCAUCAGCCUUUGGGGUGUUGGACCUUCUGGGACAGCAAGGCGACCCAGAGGAGAAGGGUAACAGGAUUUGCAGCUGAUGACUGCAACAACAGUCAGGAAGUUACGAUGAAGGAGCAGAGCGUAUCAAGAGUACUUUCUGUCAAACUGUGUUAAUCCAGUAUAUAGCCUUUUCUGGCCAUCUGACUUCCUAUAUGUGUAUGUGAUUUGUGAAAAACAACUUGAGUAUCAUUAACGGCUGGUUAAUCAUUACGGUUUUUUAAAGUACAAUGCCACUGAAUUUUCAUAGUGAAAACUUACGCUAUUUAUUUAAUGGAGGUUUUUUAUGCAACCUAGGCCAGUAUUUUUCUAAGUCACAGUUAUGUGAUUGUCUAUCUUUCAUAAUCUUUCAAAUCCCAAAUCAAGAUUGCUGAUGGUUUGAAAGGCCUAGCUUUUUAUUUAUAAAAUUUGUUUGAAAAAUAUGAUUCUAUAUAGCAUGUAAUUAAUAUUUUAUCUGGAAAUGUUGCAUUUCUUUUAAAAAUUUUGGGCUCCGUUCCAGCCUAAAGCCUUUAACAGCAAGAAUGGUCCCAUGUGCAGAUCUAGCUAACUUUACAUUCUGACAUCUCAUGU
Charadrius vociferus (killdeer) is the source of this 1434-nucleotide messenger RNA. It is a transcript of the gene ST6GALNAC5, whose product is annotated as ST6 (alpha-N-acetyl-neuraminyl-2,3-beta-galactosyl-1,3)-N-acetylgalactosaminide alpha-2,6-sialyltransferase 5. The transcript is spliced from 3 exons. Bases 1 to 789 code for a protein of 262 amino acids. Gene Ontology annotation, molecular function: alpha-N-acetylgalactosaminide alpha-2,6-sialyltransferase activity. The record is from RefSeq and is a predicted model, not a curated record. Gene Ontology annotation, biological process: oligosaccharide metabolic process; ganglioside biosynthetic process. NCBI's taxonomy places the organism in Eukaryota, Metazoa, Chordata, Aves, Charadriiformes, Charadriidae.